AGUGACAUUACAAUGCGACGUGUUGUCGGUUUUCUUGUGACAUUUUGACUUAUUAGAGCGAAAUUGCUGCGCUGGAAGUGGGAAUUGUUUGUAAGAUUUCACUUUUAGAUACGUGUCAAUUGGGUUUGAACGCGUUAAGGCUUAUAAAGCCUUUAAAUUUAUAAUAAUUGACAAAUAUAAAUAAAACAAGAAAAUGGCGCCGAAGCAGAGAAUGCGUAUUGCCAAUGAGAUCGCCAGCAAAAACAUCACACAGAGGGGCAAUGUUCCAAAAACAACAAAGGAAAAGGAAGACCAAUACCCUGUGUCACCAUGGCUCUUAGCUCUCUUCAUAUUCGUAGUCUGUGGUUCAGCUGUCUUUCAACUCAUCCAAUCCAUAAGACUUGCUUAAAUUGUGAUCCCUUACAUAGACAAUACCCUGCAUUUGUGUCAUAGACAAAAUGGAAUAGACAUAAUAUAAUAUCACAACAUUCUAAAUUUAUAUUCAGAUAAUCCUUGUGACACUUCAAAAAAUUUGUAACUUUAUGUAAUCUAUGUACUGUAUAGUCUUAUACCUUUUCAAUUAACGAGAAAUAACUAUUAGAUCUAGAUUCUUAUAUAAGGCUUUUUCUAUCACCUUUUUUAUUUCUUCAUAUAGUGAAACGAAGAUGAUCAAAAACAAAUAAUAUUAUAUACACUUUUGAUUAUUAUUUUUAAUCUUAUUCCUUUCUUUUCUGUAAAAAAGGUUCUUGAGUUGAAAAUUUAAAAAUGAAUUUAAUUAUUAAUCGAUGAAAUUAAAAAAUAAAUUGUUUAUGGUCAUCUUAGUUGAGAUUCGUAAGUUAAGGAAAAAUUACUUUUGACAUUAUUAAUUAGUAUAUGCCUACUAUUUUAUAUACAGUUAUCUUUUAUUUCUAUAAAUACAGGGUGUUGUGUUUUAUUCUUUUUAAUUAAUAAAUUAAUAUACAAAUGUCUCAUAUAUUAAUGAUUUUACAUUACAUACAUUAAAAAAAAAUAUAUGAUUUAUUUAUAUACUCAGUUGAUAUUGAAUGCUACCUAAUAAUAAAAAUACCUUGUUUAAAAGUAUCCCAAGAGCCGUUUUACUUUGGCACAUUGAUACGAGAUGAAUAAGUUUGUCGUACAGCAUUUGCUUUGUCUUUUUAUAUUCACACUAUCAUCCAAAUACCCCAUUCCAUCAAGUGCAAUCUCAUAAUGUAUAUUCUUGUAUAUUGUAAAAUUUACAAUUAAUAUUAAGAUGUAGCAUUUGUUUAUUUUCCAUUCCUUUUUAUUUGUGACCAAACGCACAAGCUGUGCAGUUUCUCGUGCGCUUUAGUUUUUAAAUAAAAAUAUUUUAAUAUCGGUCCCACUGUUCGAAAAUUGUGAUGGUGUUAUUUUUAUUGUAAAUGUAAUUUAUUUGAUUAAAUACAAUAUAUUUGUCA
Molecule: messenger RNA, 1412 nt
Organism: Leptidea sinapis
Lineage: Eukaryota; Metazoa; Arthropoda; Insecta; Lepidoptera; Pieridae
Product: stress-associated endoplasmic reticulum protein 2
Exons: 3
Coding region: 194-388 (64 amino acids)
Biological process (GO): endoplasmic reticulum unfolded protein response
Cellular component (GO): endoplasmic reticulum
Source: RefSeq, a predicted model, not a curated record